CAUUAACCGUCAACUAGUCCUAAUUUCUCUAGCUACAGCUACUGGCAGUAAAGCAAUAUUGACAAAGCCAGAACAUAUAUGCAACACUGCUGGGUAAUCCCCGACGGCGUAUGUAAGACCGAGCUGCCUAGUAGGUGCUCAAACUUGCUAUUUAAUUCACCAACUGAAGCGGCUAGCACAAUCGGCAGUCUUGUUUCACACCUACUUGUUGAGAAGAUUAGCUUGACCAGCAGUACGAGAGCCGGGAGCAUGUCUGAAACACGCUUGCAGAAGCGACAUUUUCAUGUGAUUACAGUUGCGUAAGUAACUGACCAGACUUAUA
Molecule: messenger RNA, 322 nt
Organism: Fusarium oxysporum Fo47
Lineage: Eukaryota; Fungi; Ascomycota; Sordariomycetes; Hypocreales; Nectriaceae
Exons: 1
Coding region: 79-303 (74 amino acids)
Source: RefSeq, a predicted model, not a curated record